UCAGGAGACACCUCCGGUACGGUGACACGUCCGGUACUCAGGAGUUGAACUGUAGCGAGGACUUCGAUUGCAUCUGGAAGGCUGGAAGUAGCUACGAAGGGUUGGUUCGUCGGGUGUCAUCCUGAUCACGACACGGAUCGACGCUCGUCGGAAAGAGAACUUUCGGGAACAAGCAUUAACGGUGCAAUAUAUCAUGCGCAUGAAGAAUUAUCCUAAGAAAAUUGAAAGCGACACGACGUUCUUACCGUCAGCAGUACGUACGCGCGGGACACGCGCCAUCGGCGUAAAUAUUGAAUUGAACAAGUGACGUAAUAUUAGUUGCGCGAGGCAUGAUAAUAAGCGAGGACGUCGUCGUUGCUCGUCGGCGCACCUCGCGAUCAGAUAAAGCCGCUCGAAAUUGUUCCCCGUUUCGAGGUCGACGCACUGGUCGCGUAUCUGCCACGGAGAAGCCCGAUAAAAGGUUCAGUCCGGAUCCAUCGUCGUUGCCAGCCUGCUGUUGCAUUCUCGAAUUCUCACCGGCGGAAACGCACGGAAUGGAGGCGGAGCAUAGACUGGAGCAGUUAAAGAGAGCGACGGACAGAAUACAAAGGGAAAUCGAAGAAGUUACCGAGAGGGAACACGAACUGCGGAACGUGGGUAGCAUUAAAACCACAUCCCACGAGACGGUAGAUUUCAAGGUGCGUCGUAUGCCACAAGCUCUGGCCUCGGGAAAACUGAAAAGAACGACGUCCACGCCGCAGAUCCUGGAGACAGUCAGCCCGACGUCGCGGUCGCCAAACUUGACGCCAAAGAUGACGAACGGCGUGAUAUCUACGCGCACGACGCCGACACCGCUGCGCUUUGCAACCGCGCCGAGCCAGAAGGGUUUGAUGCACAGGUUUCUAGCUACACGGGGAAAACUCUAUAAGAGUAAAUCGCAAAACGACGAUAAUUUGAGUUCUCCGAUAACGCCCGUUAUCACGCUCAAUCCUCUGAGCAUCAAAGCUUUUAACAGAACAUUGGAAAUACCACUGGAGCCGGACGACGAGCCAAAGAAGCCAUUAACGAGGAAAGGAUAUGUUCCUGUCGAGCAAAAGAUUCAAAAAGAGCUACAUGACAUGAAAGAACGAGAGAACGAAUUAAGAUUGAUGAGAUCGCAGAUGUUGGCAAAGUCUCAGCCGAAUUUACUUGAUAUAGGAAAUGAUAACGAUUCCGAUAUUUACGACGGCUCCAGUUCCCUUAGAAGUGGUACUUCUACUAAUACCUUGAAUGAAGAUGAAAUCGAGAGAGAACAUAAAGGAAAACACAAGCCUAAUCCACGACGUCGUAACACACUCAUCGCGCAAUGGGAGAAUCUGAUAGCCGCCAAGAGAGAAGCUAUUGAGAAUAACAAUGAGAAAGAUAGAAAUUACUUUUGAAAAUUCUACUAUUUGCAGAACAACACCGUCUUUAUCUUUAUCCUAUCGGUAUCCUAUUCUAUCUAAAUGAUCGAUUGUAAAUUAAUAAUACUUAUUAAUAUUACAGUGGAUAACUGUAUUGCACUAAGAGCAUUGCUCCACCUUUCUUAAAGCGUAUCUUAAAUGGAUAUUUUCUUGUUUUUUUAUCUUGUUUUUUUAUAUAGUUUAUUUACGAAUGAAUCACUCUUUUGUGUUUGAAUAUUUAUGCGCUCUAGUAUUAUAAUUAAAAUUUAAUUCAUGUCACGGCUGCGUGUUUUCAGUAUUAAGUUAUUGGCUAAAUAAUGUUAUUAAAACGCGACUGCUUAUAAAAUUGAAAAAUUAAAAAAAAAUAGAACACAUUUUGUUUCAUCGUUAUUGAUGAAUUGGAUAACAUAAAUACAAUGUGUAAAAUAUUCUCACUCGCGAGCAACUGAGUUUUCGUACGUUAUCAUCUAAUUUGUAACUUUGCGGUUGUUAAGUGCUUAUCAUAAUUAGUUCACUCGAUUUGGACGUGUAUAGUAUUAAAAAUAUGUGUAUCAAAUACUAAUUCGUGAAGACAGGUAAGAUAUUCGAUUGAUACCUGCAUGUGAAAAAUCCAAUUGUAAUAAUAAUAUUAAAUAAUAUUGCAUUAAUUAUAAAUA
Acromyrmex echinatior (Panamanian leafcutter ant) is the source of this 2056-nucleotide messenger RNA. RefSeq names its product mitotic spindle positioning protein meduse (gene mdu). Lineage: Eukaryota; Metazoa; Arthropoda; Insecta; Hymenoptera; Formicidae. The record is from RefSeq and is a predicted model, not a curated record.